AGUCGAUGAAGCGAGUAAAGUCUAGGCGUUAAGCAGUAAAGAGCAGCACGACACAUUUGAUUACCUAGAUGGUCAUCGGAAUCAGUAUUGAUAAAGACGUCCAAGCAGUAGCGUAUUAUUCGAACGCACCGCCAUGCGAUCAGUUUGGCCCUCGGGCUGCGCCAUCUCAUUAACCCUUACCUUUGUAAUUGGAAAUUUUCUAUAAAUUAAGUGUUUAUUCUACGCGAUACAAUCGCUAGUUUGUUUUUUCUAACCGAUUGUUGAAAAUUCUCAUCCAAGUCUUAAGAAGGUGGACAGAAGAUGUUUACCUGGUAAAGUAACCAUGAAAUAGUUCAAAUGGAAUAAGAGCUUUUUUGAGAUGCGUUUUUAACAAGGACUUUUCAAUUUCUGUGAACCUUGGCGGACUUGAGUAGCAUGGCCUUUGGGGAAAACGAAAGCACACCAUCCGAGAGCGGCGAAGUUGUGGAAUUCUCUCCCAAAGUAUCAGGCGGGAGAACGCUCUAUGAUGAUGGUCCUCCAAAUGACCCCAAUGGGUACUUUCGGCAUCCUCUUACGGCUGCGGAGACUGCCAUCAGCAGUGAAGCGUCCGCCUUGGCGUAUGAAUACAGCAAGUUACCAGCGCUUGAUUCAAGUGGAAUGAAGAUAGGAGAAACUAACAAUUACAAGGAUAUUCUGAGAACAAACACAAGUUCGGAAAAUGGGGAAGUUGAGGAUUCAGAAAAUGACAGUGAAUUUUUAAACCUCGCAAUCGAUGGAAAAUUCCUUAUAAAUGGGGAAAAUUGUGACGUGGAAGAGAGACCCCCUCCGAUAGAACAGGUCAUUGAGGUCUGCACACACACAGUCUCUCAGAAUGAAAAGCGUCCAAAAUCAACCAGGUCUAGGGGCAAAAAAUCAUCAGGCAGAUCCAAAGGGCCAAACGUUGGCGCGGGAGAGAAUCGUUCCGCUUCAGUGAGAAAUGAUGAACCUCUAGAAACUCCAUUAAUGACCAAUCAACACACUAAGAACGGUAAAUCUACAUCCUCGGGGAAUACCUCGGUUUUGUAUAAAGGUUCGCCAAUUGCUGAAGAUUGCAGGAACUUUGGUGAAAUCGAACAGAGUGACAACGAUCCAUUGUUAAACUGUUGUUCAACCACUGAAAAGUUUGAGGACCAGAAAGAAUCUACAAACAAAAUCAAAAAGGCGCUUCACGAGAAACUCCGUAAAAACCAAAGUAAUCCGGACAUUUUGUUGAACGAAGCGUCAGCGACAACUCCUGAUUCAAUUUCUGGAUAUUCGCAGGAUGCUGUCGCAGUGUUAGAGACAGCAGAACUUCAGCAAAUCAGUGUUUCUACAAACUCGCCCACCGGAAGUUACUCCGAGGAACAGACAGAAUUACAAGAAUCUGUUGCCAUGUCGCUUGGCAUGUCCAUGGCCUGUGCGGCCAACACGUUCUCAAAUUCCAUUUCACCAUUAGACAUUGCAAUGCAUCAUCCUCAUGAACAGUGCUAUUCUGGUCUUAUGGACGCUAGACCCAAUCAAAUUAUAGCAGGACAAUCAGAACAGGGUCUUAUACAAAAUAACGGUGUCCAUCACCAGACGAUGAGACAGAAUUCAUACCCUGUGUCUUCAUGUCAGUCAUCAAAUUACGCCAGCAAUGGCUACAUCUACCCUAUCACCCCUCCCCAAAUGAACCAUUCUCCUCCCAGCAAUGAAAUGAUGGAGCGGUAUCUCCAACAACAACAGCAAUACCACCCGGAGCAGUCGCCAAGUUACGGGUACUAUAACGUCAACAUGAAAGAGAAUUACGCCAUGAAAUCUCCUGAUAGUGGUUACCAGGAACCCUGUCUCUCCCCCACCGAUCAAAUAAACAUGAUGUACAAUCAAGACACCGGUAGCUAUGGGGAAGUCACGACUACUUCCUGUCAGAAAGUGUCCAAGAGGCGGAAAUCAGCUCCGGCCGUUUAUCAGAAGCCGCUGUGGCCGGCAUGCGAGAAAAUCCCUUCUUUCGGCACUGUCAUUCCAAAAUUACCGGAAGAUUCCGUCGGAUAUAAGUGUAUUCUUGAAACCCCUAUCUCGUCAGCUUGUAGGCGAGACGAAGACAGAGUUACUUAUCUUAAUAAAGGUCAGUAUUAUGGUUUGACCAUAGAAUACAACGGUGAGCAGCUACCCCAGAAUGGAAUGGUCAAGAGUGUAAUUAUGGUGGUUUUUCGCGACGACAAGUCUGUGGAAGAUGAACAAAAAGCCUGGGAGUUUUGGCACAGCCGGCAACAUAGUCAUAAGCAGCGUGUUAUAGACAUAGAUACAAAAGACAGCCAAGGAGUGCAGGCUUGCAAUAUAACUGAGGUAUCCUACAACGCGGUGUCCGUGCGCUGGAACCCUCGAGAUUCGCCGAUAAGGGUUAACGUAGCAGUCCACUGUCUCAGUACUGACUUCAGUAAUCAAAAGGGAGUCAAGGGUCUGCCUCUGCAUGUUCAGAUUGACACAUAUGAAAACUCCAAAGAGAGUCCGGUUCAUCGAGGGUACGCCCAAAUUAAAGUUUUCUGUGAUAAGGGUGCUGAAAGGAAAACUCGAGAUGAAGAAAGAAGAUUAAAGUCACGGCAGAAUGCCGAGGGCCACCAUCAUGGUCGAAAACGCAGUAAUGAGGACCAUUACCACCCUCCAAGUGAGAGGUCCGAGUUUUACAGCAUGCAGGAUACCAAGUCUGUCCCCUUCUAUUAUACUCCAUCCGUAGAUGAAGACGGCAAUAAGAAAUCUGAGAAAAGUCCAUCGCGUUUGUCAAUGAACGGAAUUGAUGAUGAUGGAAAUUCUAGUCUGAAUUCUCUGGGUGAUAGUUUCGAUGACAUCUAUCCACCAUUAAAGAGACAGCGACGCGACUCCUAUGAGUCCUAUCAGAAAGUGCUAUUAUAUGUAAGGGAACGCCACGAGUCUGUUUUCACUGCGCUGAUGUUGCGCAUCCCGACCCUGCACGGCCUGUUACAAGCGGUAGAAGAAAAAUACGGAAUCCCCACAGGCAACAUUAAAAUAACAUAUAAACGGUCCAAAAAAGGGAUCAUUGUCAAAAUGGAUGACAACAUCGUACGGCAUUAUUCUCACGAGUCCACGUUUAUCAUUGAAAUGAACAAAAUCACUGACAGUCAAGACUAUGAAAUCAUUUUGACUGAAAUUGAUGCAGUGCCCUCGUGUUAGGGGCGAGAUUGUUGUCUCUCUGAAUGACAGUGCUCCCUCCCGCAAUAACGGUGGUCUUCCCGGAAAUAGGUGGCGAUCCCUAUUGUGAGGAUGUAUAAAACUAGUCCAAACCAGUAAUUCAUUUUUGACGUUUUAUAUAUACAUGUGCGAUGACCAGUAUGUUCGUUCAUUACCUGCAUAAUAUCAUUUGCCUCAUCAGCUCGUUGCAACAUAUAUAUGCAAUAUUCUAUAUAUAACUGUAAUGGCAGAUAUUGAAGUGGUUUCCCUUUCAGGAAAAUCGUAUAGCCAUGACAGACCAAAACAUUCCAAGCGAUAUUGUUUGUUAACAAAUAUGAUAUUUUUUAUCUGUUACAAACAUGAGAUAUAAUUUUAUAGUGUUAUUUUGUUAUUGUUAUACUGACUGUUUUUUUUUUUUAUUUUUGUCUUUGGAAAGGAGAAAAUACGUUGUAUAUUGCAGUAAAUUAUACAAAAAAAUAAUUGUACAUAUUGCUGAUUAAUGUAUAGUUCUACAAGCAUUGUCUGAUGAUUCGUAAUGUCUAUUGUUUUGAUUUCUAUUGAAAUGAAAAUUAAAUCGUAGAGAAGUG
Messenger RNA from Saccostrea echinata, 3749 nucleotides. RefSeq names its product protein grainyhead-like. The coding region runs from base 415 to 3165 and encodes 916 amino acids. NCBI's taxonomy places the organism in Eukaryota, Metazoa, Mollusca, Bivalvia, Ostreida, Ostreidae. Gene Ontology annotation, cellular component: nucleus. Gene Ontology annotation, molecular function: RNA polymerase II cis-regulatory region sequence-specific DNA binding; DNA-binding transcription activator activity, RNA polymerase II-specific. The transcript is spliced from 18 exons. Gene Ontology annotation, biological process: regulation of transcription by RNA polymerase II. The record is from RefSeq and is a predicted model, not a curated record.